GGCGACCCUCGGAUUUUCAACAUUAGGCAACAACUUUAUACAAGCAAAGCAAAAAAUAAAGGUCGUAAAAGUGACUGCGUAAGUGUAAAACAGCUCGAAACAGCAAUUUCAGUGACGCAAUGGACACAUCUGAGGAGACAGAUGACCAAACGGAUGCAGAGCAGAGUUUUUUCCCCACUGCUGUAUCAGAAGAGGAGCUGGUUGAGGCCAAAAGAAAAAACAGCCUAAAACGGCUGUUUGGCUCCAGUAAAAUAUUUCUUCACACAGAAAAAUCCUGUCAAAGACCAGACCUGCAGGGCAGCCUCAUCAUUCAGAGCAAGGCCGCUGAGCAUUAUAUAAAUGGGGAAGAGGCAAUGGGGAAGUCUCAGUAUGAGAGGGCUGUCAUCUGCUUCUCCAAAGCCAUCACUCUGCAGCCACAACAGGUUCAGCUAUAUGUGAGCCAGGCAGAGGCCUACCUACAGCUGUGUGACUUCCAGUCAGCAGCAGCCUGUUACAAACAGGCCUGGCUCUUGGAGCCUGGAGCCUUCGAGGAUCGUUUGGCCUUCAUUUACUAUCUGCAGGGUCAGUGUUUGUUCGACCAAGGUUUUUUUGUAGAUGCACUGGAGGCUUUCAGCAAAGCUGCUGAGGUGAAACCGGGUUGCAGAGCUCACAAGGUCAGAAGCUUGGCCUGUCUGACAGCUUUAGGUCGCCACACUGACUGUCUGAAGCUGGUAAAUGACUGGAUGGCAUCAGAAGGUCCCACCUCUGACCUAUACAUCCUCAGAGCCCGACUGCACAAAGAGCUUAACAAGACAUCAGUUUGUUAUCAUGACGUGCAGUUGGCGUUGGCGUUGAACCCGACCUGUCCGGUGGCUGGAGCUCUGCAACUCCAGCUGCGGGAAGCGAGUGAACAGGCGAGACAAAGGGCUGUGGACAAAGCUUUGUGUGGAGAGUUGCCUGAAGCCCUUUGCAUGAUUAAUAUCGCUCUAGCCAACAGCCCAGAGGACGGAGGCCUCUACCUGUUCAGAGGGACUCUGUAUAGACGGAUGAAGAACUUCAUACCAGCCAUUGAGGAUAUAAUCCAGGCUGUGGAGCUGAGUGGAGAAGAGGAGAAGGAGGGACAGCAGGAAAUCAGGAGUCAGAAGGUGGAGGUCAGAGAUGAUAAGGCUGAGAGUUGCUCUGUGCAGGAGGAGGCGCAGUUUCAGCUGGCUCUCAUCUACAAUGAUUUUGCCGUUCAGUGCUUUUGCAAAGGUCUCUACGCAGAGGCGACUCUGCUUCUCAACAAAGCCAUUGAGGAAGAGAAGGGCCAGGCAGGCCUGUACGUGAACCGAGGAGACUGUUUCUUUAAGCAGAGUUAUUGGCACUAUGCUCUGGCUGACUACCGGCAGGCUGAGGAGAUGAUGCAGCCAAAAGACCCUGCUGUCCGCCUCCGCCUCGCUGUCAUUUACAACACGCUGGGAUCUUUGUGUUUCCAGGAUGGGCGUUUCCAGGAGGCAGUCGAUAUGUUUUCUCUGGCCAUCCAGCACAACCCCGCCUCUAGCCAUUACUACGAAAGCAGAUCGAAGGCUUUUCGAAAGCUGCUGAACCUGAGCGGGGCCAGGCAGGACUUCAUCUGCAUGCUGAUUCUGGACCCCACCCACGAGGAGGUGGCUGCUAUGCUUAUGAGUCUGUUCCCUGGCUGCAGGGUCUCUGAUGUAUUGUCCAGCCCAAAAGGACAAGCGAUCAGAGCUCAGCUGAUGGAAACCAUGCAGAGCUGUAGCUCCUCCUCUGAUCCACAAAGACUGAGUGAGAAGCUCUGCAACAUGACUCUCACUAAUGAGAGCACAGCGAGCCAAUCAAAAGAGCCAAGUAAAGAAGGCAAGGAGCUGGAGCUGUGUGUGAACAAAGAGGAGAUGCAGAUAACUGUGAGGAGCCUCCUCCAGUGACUUCACAGCUGUUCUGUGUUAUUGUGCAGCAGGUCAGCCGUUCAUUCCUGACACUGCAUCGCUAAACCACACUGGGACGUGUCUCACUACACACCACCUACCAUCCAUCAGUGCGUCUGUAAACAUGAGAGGAUGCAGUGCUGCAGAGUUGGCCUGUUUGGGUUCCACAUCUGAGAAAUGACAGCAGGAAUACAGAGAGUGGAACAACCAUCA
Molecule: messenger RNA, 2117 nt
Organism: Maylandia zebra (zebra mbuna)
Lineage: Eukaryota; Metazoa; Chordata; Actinopteri; Cichliformes; Cichlidae
Source: RefSeq, a predicted model, not a curated record